Messenger RNA from Habropoda laboriosa, 2060 nucleotides. RefSeq names its product protein dead ringer (gene retn). Gene Ontology annotation, molecular function: DNA binding. Gene Ontology annotation, cellular component: nucleus. The record is from RefSeq and is a predicted model, not a curated record. The transcript has 9 exons. Lineage: Eukaryota; Metazoa; Arthropoda; Insecta; Hymenoptera; Apidae. Bases 1 to 1974 code for a protein of 657 amino acids. Gene Ontology annotation, biological process: regulation of transcription by RNA polymerase II.
AUGGAGAUGAGCGACGAGUAUCAGGACAUGGGGAACCCUGGUGGAGGGGUGGCAGUGGUCAAUAUGCCUAUGGCCCAUCAUCAACACACGCCGGACAGUCCACUGUCGCAUCAGGAGGAGGAUAUGUCGGAUCCAGACCUUCAGGACGAAGAGAGCGGCGAAGAGUUACCUCAGCAACCACUUCAGGGUAACACGCACUCCUCGUCGGAUAAUGCAUCCGCGCAGGCCGGUACACCUACUCCAUUAACACACUUGAACAGCCUGAUGGGCGCGCACCAUCCGCACUUUCUGGCCAAGCUGAAAAUGGAGCCAACGGACGUGGACGCGCUGAACAAUAAAAGCGGUCUGGAGGCACUGCAAGCCGCGAUGGGCGGCAGCGGUUUCAAUCUACCGUUCUCGUUUCCACCGCCAGCGGCGUUCCUGACGCCGCAGCAUCACUCGCAAAACAGUCAUCCGCAGUCGGGUGGCGGUAUCGGAAGCGGCGUCGGGAAUCAGGUAACAUCGUCGGCCAGCUCGCAUUCCAGCGAAUCGUCGCAGGGCAGCGCGAGAAACGGCGGCGAGCCACGGGAGAGCAGCAAUCAUUCGCAGAGCAACUCGACGGGAACGAAUCACCAGCAACAGACCAGUUGGAGCUUCGAAGAGCAGUUCAAACAGGUGCGUCAGCUGUACGAGAUCAACGACGACCCGAAAAGAAAGGAAUUCCUCGACGACCUCUUCAGCUACAUGCAGAAACGAGGGACACCGAUAAAUCGACUACCUAUAAUGGCGAAAUCAGUGCUGGAUCUAUACGAGCUGUACAAUUUGGUGAUCGCGAGAGGAGGGCUUGUCGACGUGAUCAACAAGAAGCUCUGGCAGGAAAUCAUCAAAGGCCUCCACCUGCCAUCGAGCAUCACUUCCGCCGCGUUCACUCUGCGCACCCAGUACAUGAAAUACCUGUAUCCGUACGAGUGCGAGAAGAGACGACUGUCGACGCCCGCGGAGCUCCAGGCGGCGAUCGACGGAAAUCGACGCGAGGGACGUCGAAGCAGUUACGGAGCUUACGCGGCGAGCGGCGGCGCGACGGCCGAUGGUUUGGUCCAGAGGAACCCUCACACGCCCAAUUCACUCGCGUUGCACGCCCAAAUGUCGCCGUUGUCUCUGGUCACGGCUGUCGCAGCCGGCGGACAACAUCACGGUCCUCAGUCCUUGGUGAACGGAAGCGCCGCGCACACACCUCUGCCUCACCAUCCGCAUCACCCGCAACACCCUCAAGGACUACCUGGACAGCCACCAAACGCAGGACCGAUCCCGGGGAUGGCGCCGUCCGAGUUCGAGGCACGUAUGGUCGAGUACGUGAAGCUGCUGAACAAAGAGCUGAGGAGCGCUGGCGCCGGUACACCACCACCGAUGAUCCAUCGACAGGGAAGCGCGUCUCCUCCGUCCUCGACACCACCUAGAGACGGUGCUUUCAGCGCGUUGGAGAUGUCUCGACUCACCCUGUGGAACAUGUACAACAACAACACCCUCUAUCCAGGUGUUGGUCAUCAGCCACCUUUAUCCCCGCAGACCUCGCACUCGCCGGUACCUCCAGCAUCUAGCCCCGAACCUCAGAGGGAAGCUCUCGAUCUUGGGCUUAGGUCGUCACCCGUGUCGUCGUCGCCUGCGAGACAAAGUUCACCGUCUUCGGGCGGCAGCGUGCAGGUGAAGAGGGAUCCAGACCUGACAGGAACACCUGGACCUCCACCGGCGAAAAGGUUACUCUCGGACGACGACAGUCCGAUGGAGAAACACGCAACAGCCUCUGUAGGCACGCACAUUAAAAUUUCCAACCGAGGAGACGGAAGGAACGGUGAUAAUUCCCUAGUAGUUAGUAUGGAGCUGAACGGAGUGAUGUACCAGGGGGUUCUAUUCGCCCAGAGCGACAGCAGAACCGCGACAAGUACGGCGAACAGCAACAAUAGCAACGCGAAGGCGUCGCGGAGCGUGGUCUCGUGAACGAGCAACGACCAACAACCCAGCCUAAUCCACGAUGUGUCUCGAUACUUCAUCCAUCAUUAGCAUUAUUCAUCUGUAGCGAUAUA